This is a messenger RNA of Carassius carassius (crucian carp), 847 nucleotides long. Its product is annotated as Kv channel-interacting protein 4-like. The transcript has 8 exons. The coding region runs from base 146 to 829 and encodes 227 amino acids. Gene Ontology annotation, cellular component: voltage-gated potassium channel complex. Gene Ontology annotation, biological process: regulation of potassium ion transmembrane transport. The record is from RefSeq and is a predicted model, not a curated record. Lineage: Eukaryota; Metazoa; Chordata; Actinopteri; Cypriniformes; Cyprinidae. Gene Ontology annotation, molecular function: calcium ion binding; potassium channel regulator activity.
AGGUGUUUGUAAAACAGCCGCGCGUUCACACUUUUCUCUUCUUCCACAUCGCUGAGCAGAAACUGAAAGAAGCGCAGCUGAAGCCGACAGAACACUGGAAUAAUAAACCAGAGAACUCUCUUCUGAUCUCCUUCCUUCUCUGUCAAUGAAAAUGAGCAGCCGACGGCGACGAUGCAAACGACAGCUGAUCAAGUUCACUCAGCACAUUACUCGAUUAAUCACAGGAACUCUGAGCUCAGAUAAUGAGGACGAAGAACAAGAGAGCAUGACGGAGCGCUAUCACCCGGAAAAUCUGGAGCAGCUGCAGUCGCAGACCCACUUCUCCAGACAAGAGCUGCAGUUACUCUUCAGAGGAUUCAAGAACGAUUGUCCGAGUGGAGUUGUGAAUGAGGACACUUUUAAAAACAUCUAUGCCUUGUUCUUCCCACUAGGAGAUUCAUCAAAGUAUGCUCAGUUUCUUUUCAAUGCAUUUGAUAAAGAUAAGAACGGCUCUCUUAGUUUUGAGGAGUUAGUCUGUGAUCUUUCUGUUUUGUUGAGAGGCACUACUGAAGAGAAGCUGAACUGGGCUUUCAAUCUAUACGACAUCAACAGCGAUGGACAGAUCACUAAAGAGGAGAUGUUGGAUAUAUUGAAGUCUAUUUAUGAUCUGAUGGGGAAAUCUGUCCAUCCUCGACUGAAAGAGGAGGCAGUGAGGCAACACGUCAGAAUGUUCUUCCAAAAAAUGGACAUAAAUCAGGAUGGUGUAGUAACUAUUGAGGAAUUCAUGGACUGCUGCCAAAAAGAUGAGGAUAUAAUGCAGUCUCUUAAGAUUUUUGACAAUGCUGUUUAGAUGUUAGUCAGCAUAUAU